This is a messenger RNA of Ichthyophthirius multifiliis, 198 nucleotides long. RefSeq lists its product as hypothetical. NCBI's taxonomy places the organism in Eukaryota, Ciliophora, Oligohymenophorea, Hymenostomatida. The transcript is spliced from 3 exons. Gene Ontology annotation, molecular function: peptidyl-prolyl cis-trans isomerase activity. The record is from RefSeq and is a predicted model, not a curated record.
AUGCUUCAAAAUAUUUUUUUAGGUGCUGGCUAAGUUAUAAAAGGAUGGGAUGAAGGAGUUGCAUAGAUUUCUUUAGGUGAAAGAGCUACUAUUACAUGCCCUUAUUAAUAUGCUUAUGGUGAAUAAGGAUAUCCAGGAGUUAUUCCACCAAAAGCUACAUUAAUCUUCGAUCCUAAUUUUGUAUAUAAAAAUUUAUGA